Contarinia nasturtii (swede midge) is the source of this 1850-nucleotide messenger RNA. RefSeq names its product phospholipase A1-like. NCBI's taxonomy places the organism in Eukaryota, Metazoa, Arthropoda, Insecta, Diptera, Cecidomyiidae. Gene Ontology annotation, molecular function: lipase activity. The transcript is spliced from 5 exons. The coding region runs from base 96 to 1064 and encodes 322 amino acids. The record is from RefSeq and is a predicted model, not a curated record.
AUUUUGCGGUACACAUGUCAAAAUAGUUUGAAAAUGCAAUUCAAUUUUUUACAUCAUCUUACUUCUAAAUAGUACAAACAUUUGCAAACUAUUUUAUGUCAACGCUGAGAGUCAUUCAUUGCACGCCCAAUGAAAGUGAGAAUGGCACCCAUUGCAUACAGAAAGGAUCCGAUUGCACAUGUAAAACGCACCAUUUAAAAAUGACACCAAUCGAAAGUACACCAAACCAAACUGAGAAUACAAGCCAUUGCAGUUGCCAUAAAACUGUAAAUAAAAAUGAAGAGAUAAUGUCAAAGUCUCUGAACGAUUCAGAAAAUUGGGAUGACAUUUUACAAUAUACGAUUAUAGGCUGUGGUUGGCACCAUGGAAACUCAACACUCUGUAAAGAAGGAAUAAGACUUGUUGCGCUCUGUGAUCACAGUUGCAAUUGCCAUGCUUCCAUGAGCGUAUAUGAUGCGGAAACAAAGAACCAAAACUACUGGAAUUUUGCAAACCAUUUGAAAUCACGAAAGGUCACUGUACUUUUUGGGGGUUUUAGAGAAUAUUCAAAAGAAUUCGCAAAUGAUUUGAAGGGUCGCAUUCGAAGUGGUUCUAUUAUUUAUAUAAACUGGGACGAGCGUAAUAGCUAUGUCAUGUCUAAUUAUCCGCGUGUGGCACAGGAAGUCCCAUUUGUUGGUCAUUGGGCAGGAUACAUGAUAGAAAAAUUAGCUAAUGAUAACAAAUUAGAUGUAUCAUCCAUGGUUGGCGUCGGACACAGUUUAGGUGCUCACAUAAUUGGAAACAUGGGAAAUUAUUUGCGUGAAAAAAAUAUGAAAAUGGCACAUAUAAUUGCGUUAGAUCCGGCAGCACCAUGCUUUGAAGAUAAACUACAAAUUCGCCCAGUUUAUAAAAUCGAUGCCAACGUUGUACAAGUGAUUCACACCAAUUCCGGCUUUUUCGGGUAUAGAAAAAAAAUCGGCCACAUUGAUAUCUACCCAAAUGGUGGAGAUGGCCAACCGAAUUGCUGGACAAAUACAUGUUACCAUAGAUAUGCCGUUAUUGGAUUAUUGGAUUAUUGGAUUUGAACGGGGAGUGUACUGUUCUAAAUGAAUACAAAGUAAAACUCGUUGCUCAGGUUUCACAACCUAUUGCAAGACGCCCGUGUGUGUAGUAUGAUACACGAAAUAGUCUUUAUCCAAAAAUAUGUACGAGACAUGGAUUUUGUUCACAUGCCCGCUUGAAAAAUUGUACCAGUCUGAAUACGUUAGGUGCAUGAAUCAUCUGGUAGGAUCUCCAUCCAGUGAACCUGUCCCUAAUUUCAUUCAGCCUUGAACAUCUGUCUACAAGAUGGGAUGUUGUUUCCACCUAGCACCUAGGCUAUCGGUGAAGAUCGCAAUGUUACCCUCCACUCUGUGGAUAUGCCGUUAAAUUGUUCCAACAAUAUAAUAUUAAAGCAUAUCAUUCUUGUUGCUGGCACCACUACCACUACCAUAACAAUUAUUAGUAUGAAAUUAAUAUUGGUCUUGAUUUACCUCAUUUGACUGACGAUUCCUUGAAUUGUGAGAAAUCAUAUUAUUUGAAUUCACCGUGGAUUGCUUAAUUCAUUUGAAUGGGUUAAAAUAAUGUCGAUCUCGAAUUUCAUUGAAAAUAAAACAUCAAGAUAAAGUUUUUUUUAUUUGGACUUGCUGUUGUAGUUUGUUGUCAAGUCCAUGCGAGAAAAACAUUCGAUUGAGUCUUCAUUAUUCUUAACCAUUUAAAUUAAAAAUUUAGACAUUGUACACUGAGUUCAACAUAACUUUAUUUAUUUAAAAAAAAUGCAAAUAAAUCAAAAUCAGACAUUAAAGGUUUCCCUUAGAAAAUUAAUUCAUUUA